GAAAAUGGAGCUCGAUCGCCCUACGUACGAGCGCAGCGGUCUGCAAGGCGUUUCGAUCGAAGACGGCGGGAAAAAGCAUCAGAAACAGCGGUGGAUCGUGGAAUACGACUUGCGGCCAGCUUCUAUGCAGCACGGCAAGAAGAGCUUCUCGCGGCUGGAGUGGGCGUGCAAGAACGUGCUGGAUCACUCGCUUACGUGGCUGUUCUACAACUUCAAUGCUUCGUCUGCCGAGGCGCUUGCGGAGGGGAAGGAGGUGAUUAGCAAGCAUGCGCCCUGGAUACACAGGUUCGAGCCGAGCGUUACCCAUAUGAAGGACGUCUUGGUACCUAAGCUGUCGACUGGUGAUCUCGCAGAUCUCUACGCCGAGGAAGAUGCGCUCAGUCUCCUCGAGUAUCUCCACAUGCUCAAUCUGAAUUCUCCACGGGUAUAUCAGGGGGACGAGAUAAACCCGCACUUGUCCCGCUACGAGGUCCCGGAAUUCAGUAGUGCGAGCGUGUCGAAACAUUUGGCUCGUAUUAGUUGGAAGGGGUUUAUUUCGCCGGAUUUUGUCAAGGAUUUGUUUCUCAUGGUGAGGAAGCAAGGUUUCAAGGGGAAUAAUAGGGUUAACGGCGGGCAAGAUGUAGAUAUGGGUGGGGACAGCACGCAAGAGGGGGAUGGCAAGGAAGAGAGGUGGUUUAGUAUAAGUGCGCAAGAGUUCGGUGGGAAGAGGGGAUGGACUGUCAUGCAGUUUGCGGGGAGGGAGACGUUAGUUUGGGAGAUGGAGAGUUGAUGAAAGAAGCAUAUGAGAUUUGAAUCAUGUUGGUGUAGUAUUUCCCUUCCCGGAAUGAGGGCCAUGUAAGGAGUAGAUGGUGAUACUAGGCUAGCGACCCCAUACGCACCAAGUUCAAUACCCAACAUGUACCUACAUCUGACUCUUCCACUUCCGUCCCCUCUUUUCCCUGGCGUUAGCUUUACAUCGCUCAAAGUUCUCCAACAAGGUCGCGUCAAAUU
This is a messenger RNA of Cucurbitaria berberidis CBS 394.84, 990 nucleotides long. Its product is annotated as ribonuclease P. Gene Ontology annotation, biological process: tRNA 5'-leader removal; endonucleolytic cleavage in ITS1 to separate SSU-rRNA from 5.8S rRNA and LSU-rRNA from tricistronic rRNA transcript (SSU-rRNA, 5.8S rRNA, LSU-rRNA); tRNA 3'-end processing. Gene Ontology annotation, cellular component: multimeric ribonuclease P complex; ribonuclease MRP complex. The transcript has a single exon. Lineage: Eukaryota; Fungi; Ascomycota; Dothideomycetes; Pleosporales; Cucurbitariaceae. The record is from RefSeq and is a predicted model, not a curated record. The coding region runs from base 5 to 769 and encodes 254 amino acids. Gene Ontology annotation, molecular function: ribonuclease MRP activity; ribonuclease P activity.